CCGGCGCUUGACAUGGCUGGAGCAGGAAGCCAGCCGGCGCUCGCGGCAGAGCGCGCCGUGCCCGUCGAGACGGCUUCGCAGAAGCCCGAAGAAGUGGCAGCAUCUUUCAGUGCACCGCUGAAUCUGGCAGUGGAGGAUGUGAAUGACAGCUCUGUGACACUAACAUGGGAUGCUCCUGAAAAUGUGGGCCCUUCUGGUCUGGAUGGAUAUGUAGUGGAGUAUUGCAAAGAUGGAACAACAGAAUGGGUGACAGCCAAUGAUAAACCCUUCCUUUCCACUCGUUACAUAAUCCACAGUUUAAUAUCUGGAGAUAAACUUCAUAUUCAUGUGAAAGCUGUGAAAGGUAAUGCAAUUAGUCAACCAGCAUUUCUAGACCAGCCACUACUCAUCAGAGAAAUUCUUGAGCAGCCCAAGAUCCGACUUCCCCGCUACUUGAGAGAAUUGUACCUGAGGACCGUGGGGGAUGUGGUAAACCUCUUGAUCCCUUUCCAGGGAAAGCCAAAGCCACAAGUGACCUGGACCAAAGAGGGCCAGAAUUUGGAUCCCAAACGAGUGGUUGUACGCAACACUGAGAAGGAUUCUGUAUUCUUUAUUCGUGCAGCGCAACGCAAGGAUUCUGGAAAAUAUCAAAUAAGUGUCAAGAUCUUAGAUGAAUUAGAAGAUUUGGCUACCUUUGAUCUCCAGGUGAUUGAGAGACCAGGCCCUCCUAAGAAUCUGAAGGUGGUGGACAUCUGGGGCUUUAAUGUGGCAUUGGAGUGGAGCCCACCCCAAGAUAAAGGCAAUUCUGAUCUCAAGGGCUACACAGUCCAAAAAGCAGAUAUGAAGACUAAACAAUGGUUCACAGUUUUGGAGCAUUACAACCAUACCAGCUGCACAGUAUCAGAUCUCAUCGUUGGCAACAGUUACUCCUUCCGAGUUUUCUCAGAAAAUCCUUGUGGCCCAAGUGAAAUGCCUGCUAUCACAAAUGACGUAACACACAUAACAAAAUCGGGAAUUGUGUACACACCUGAGAAGUUCAGUAGCUGGGAUUUCUGUGAACCUCCCAAAUUUACUCAGCCACUGAUAGAUAGAACCACCACCCAGGGCUAUAGCACUCAGCUCAUCUGCUGUGUCCGAGGCUUCCCAAAGCCCAAAGUGAUCUGGAUGAAAAACCGAAAGGAGAUUCAAGAAGACCCUAAAUAUCUAGUUCACACGAACCAGGGGAUUUGCUGUUUAGAAAUCCGCAAGCCUAGCCCAUUUGAUGGUGGCGUCUAUACAUGCAAAGCUGUGAACCCUUUGGGGGAAGCCUCAGUAGAUUGCAAGUUGAACAUAAAAGUUCCGGAAUGAGGUUAUACCGGAAAUCAGAUGAAGAACAAGUCAGAUCCUUGCAAAACUGUCUUUUGGAUUCUCUGCCCUGGAGCAGUCCUUGAUUCUGACAUCCAACUUUAUGAUUCCUAGAUGGGAUCUGCAGCUUGGAAAUGAUGUUACGGCUGUGGCUUUUCAGAAGCAGAAGCUUCCUUAGGAACGUACAGAACCUGCUACUGAACUGGCUGUACAAAUAGCAAUUACCGUGUUUCCUGUAAUACGAAGAUUAUCAUCUAUGCCUCUUGGUAUUUAGUCCUGCAGUGCUAAUACGGAAUAAAGGAACAUACGUUAUGAGAAUAAAGUGAUUCCUGUAGAGAAUUUGGAGUGGGGGAGUGCUUCUGACAACCUUUCCUAGCCUUGUGUCCUUCAGUGUACUGGACACACAUUUAUGGUUAGGGAAGGCUA
This is a messenger RNA of Candoia aspera, 1749 nucleotides long. It is a transcript of the gene MYBPH, whose product is annotated as myosin binding protein H. Gene Ontology annotation, molecular function: protein binding. The transcript has 11 exons. The record is from RefSeq and is a predicted model, not a curated record. The coding region runs from base 13 to 1326 and encodes 437 amino acids. Lineage: Eukaryota; Metazoa; Chordata; Lepidosauria; Squamata; Candoiidae.